UUACAGACGGAUCAGUCUGUGUUGUCUGCAUGCCGUGGAUUAUGAAAUGGCCUUCAUGGUAUCAUAAUCGGUCUGUGUCCUGCAUCCCACCCUUGGCAUAGUAUGCACAGGUCAUCUGAGGUUAAACAUGUUGCCUCUUACUUAAAUACGAGAGGCAGUGAAUGUUUUUGGACAACCUCCAAUUCAGCCUUGUGAAAGUCACUGUCCAGUCCAUACAUGUAUUUUGUUGUGUCGCGCCGCGCAGCUCGCUUUUCAUUGUACUUUGUAAAAAUGAAAAGGCAUGUGAUGCAUCUUUUCUCCAUGUUCUUGAAGUUUCAGCACCAUCUCUCUAUUGUCUCUGUCUACCUCAGAUCCGAGUCAAGCCUGACCACACAGGAGUGGUUACAGACGGCGUCAAGCAUUCGAUGAACCCUUUCUGUGAGAUUGCGGUGGAGGAGGCCGUCAAACUCAAGGAGAAGAAGCUUGUUAAGGAGGUCGUGGCCGUCAGCUGUGGUCCUCAGCAGGUUCAGGAGACGAUCCGGACGGCUCUGGCCAUGGGUGCGGACCGUGGCAUACACGUGGAAGUGUCCGGAAAGGACUACGAGACGCUUGGUCCCCUGCAGGUCUCCAAGAUUUUGGCUGCUCUCGCUAAGAAAGAGCAAGCCGAUCUGAUCAUUCUGGGUAAACAGGCCAUAGAUGAUGACUGCAAUCAAACUGGACAGAUGACAGCAGCGUUGCUGGACUGGCCGCAGGGAACCUUUGCAUCUGAGGUGAGCAUAGAAGCAGACAAGCUGAAGGUGGUGAGAGAAGUUGAUGGUGGUUUGGAGACCAUUAAGAUCAAAUUGCCAGCCGUGGUGACCGCUGAUCUCCGUCUCAACACUCCCAGAUACGCCACACUGCCCAACAUCAUGAAAGCGAAGAAAAAGAAGAUCGAGAAUGUGAAGCCUGCAGAUCUGGGAGUGGAUGUGAGCUCACGGCUGGAGGUGCUGAAGGUGGAUGAACCUCCUCAGAGACAAGCUGGAGUCAAAGUGGAGACGGUCAAUGAUCUGGUGGGAAAACUGAAAGAGGCUGGAAGAAUCUAGAGGAAGCAGAUGCAGGAGGGGCAGUGCAGACUAACACUGGAGGUCUUUCAUCACUGGUGAUGGAGCAAACUUUGAGGCCAGUAAAGUGGUUCGGCCCCGUCACAAAUCCAGACCGGACCCAUGUAGAUCAU
This is a messenger RNA of Sinocyclocheilus grahami, 1192 nucleotides long. RefSeq names its product electron transfer flavoprotein subunit beta-like. The transcript has 6 exons. The record is from RefSeq and is a predicted model, not a curated record. Bases 162 to 1061 code for a protein of 299 amino acids. NCBI's taxonomy places the organism in Eukaryota, Metazoa, Chordata, Actinopteri, Cypriniformes, Cyprinidae. Gene Ontology annotation, cellular component: mitochondrion. Gene Ontology annotation, molecular function: electron transfer activity. Gene Ontology annotation, biological process: amino acid catabolic process; fatty acid beta-oxidation using acyl-CoA dehydrogenase.